This is a messenger RNA of Aureobasidium pullulans EXF-150, 996 nucleotides long. RefSeq lists its product as uncharacterized. The record is from RefSeq and is a predicted model, not a curated record. The coding region runs from base 342 to 863 and encodes 173 amino acids. The transcript has a single exon. NCBI's taxonomy places the organism in Eukaryota, Fungi, Ascomycota, Dothideomycetes, Dothideales, Saccotheciaceae.
CGCUCCGCGUCUAAUUGCGAGCCAGACCGAUGGUAAAGAGUAAGUUUGAGUUGGCUCAUUCGACCACAUCUCAUGGCGUUUCCCUAGAAUAUGCUCAACCCGUGCGAACACAAUAUCCAUGUUUCUGGACAGUAUGGUAUAAGUAUUCGACAUAGCGGCUGGUUUCCCUUGUUUCCUUUCUUCCUUCUCCACCCACACCUACAUCAUGCCCUCAAACUCUUGCCUCAAAGCCAGUCUACUGGCUCUCCUAGUCGGUGGAGCCACUGCUUUCCCCACCGUCUCUUGGUCCAAUCCAUUUGCUUCAAGCAAAGACGCCACCCUCGUCGCGAGACAAUGGGUAGAUGAACCCACACGCAACCUCUUUUGCAGGUACAACCCAACGUCCUGCCAGAAGCAAUUCCCCGGGUNUCGCUCGCAACGACAUCUUCAACAUCGCCGCCUCUGCCGACAAACUCCACCUCGCCGCCCGUCAAGAAGCAGACCCCAAACGCUCACCAACAGUAGACCCACCGGUAUACGAAAACGAGACAAUCCUGUACCCCGACCCACCGGAAACCAGACCCGUCCCUGUAACACGCGAUUGGUGCGACCACCACCCUCACCACUCCUACUGCAGCAGCCAAUGGUGCAUGGAUCACCCUAACCAGUGCAAAAACGCUCUCGACCCUAACCCGCCGCAUGAGCAACGUGCGUUGCGCUGUGCUGAGAUCUACAAGCUGGAUUGGAGGCAGUAUGGCGAACUGCCCCAGGGGUGUCAGUUGAAGUGUCUCGACGGCGGAGACAGAAGGGGAGAAUGUGAUUUCAGGACUCAUGAGUGGUGCGAGCAACACCCUGAUCAUAGGGAUUGUGAGGUGCCUACUUAGGUUGCUUGCUGACUUGUCUGCCUCCACUUUGCUCUGAUUGCAAUGGCGCUUCUGCUCUAUACUUCCCUUCCCCCUUCCCGUCACUCUACUGUUCCUUCACCUCUCACGCUCGCUCUACCGCCAGUAUGACGAC